Molecule: messenger RNA, 3048 nt
Organism: Melampsora larici-populina 98AG31
Lineage: Eukaryota; Fungi; Basidiomycota; Pucciniomycetes; Pucciniales; Melampsoraceae
Exons: 4
Coding region: 1-3048 (1015 amino acids)
Biological process (GO): maturation of SSU-rRNA from tricistronic rRNA transcript (SSU-rRNA, 5.8S rRNA, LSU-rRNA)
Cellular component (GO): small-subunit processome; nucleolus
Source: RefSeq, a predicted model, not a curated record
AUGCCAAUCUCACCUUCACCUUCAAGUCCAUUACCCUAUAUCAACGCUCGAUCAAAUAGUAGUACUGGUUAUGCAACUCCUCAAUCUGCUUCACCGGGUCCUUCCUCUACUAUCUUCUCUUCUUUACUUAGUCCUCAUCCUCCAGAUGCAGUCAUCGAGAAACAUAGAUUAUCAUCUGGAAGAAGAGGUUUUGGUUUCUUACGAUCUUUAGCUACUCAUUUCUCUCCUUAUCCAAUGGCUUUACCUUUUACUCAUCGUCGUUUGAUGUUCCCACUUCCCAAUUUCCUUUAUCCAAGUUCAAGUUCAAAUUUAUUAAUCCCUCCAAACUAUCGAUCUAAUCAUCCUCGACAUUCUUCUCAUCAAAGGCGUUCUUCUGAUAAACGAUCUUAUAAACUUACUCUCAUCUAUGGUUUCAUCCUUUUGACGGUCAUCUUAUUGGCUUUUAGUAAAAUUCGAUCAGCAAUCAGGCGAAGUACUAGACAUAUUCCUUUACCUUUUCAAGAUCCUUCUACUCUUGUCCUUACUGAAGAUGAGAUUCGUAGAAUAUGGGAAUGGGAAAUCAGUAAUGGUCAUUAUCCUUCUUCAAGAAGAACUCCCACUCUCGUAGGACUUCAUCAGAUUCCUAAUCCUAGUCUACCACGCAAACCUCCGGAAAAUCCUACACCUGUAUCCGAUCCUUCUGAAUUCCUAUCAAGUUUUGAAGAUGAUGUUCUGACUCCUCCUAUACGAUCUUUACAACAAAAUCAAUUACGUGCUCCUCUAUCAUUCUUGGACGAUGUGGUCCCAGUUGGACCUAGACGAUCUUACCUCAAUAUCUCGACUCCUAAACCGUUUCAUCCCGAUCCAUCAUCGAAAUCAUCAACACCUUUACCUUAUCCUCCACGACCGAUCUCCAAUGCUAUCAUGGAUCUUGAUGUCAUCAUGGACUAUUGUGACUUUUCCACAAAUCAAUAUGUUCGAGAUUGUUUAGAGAUCCUUCGAAUGGGAGGAGGUUUGGAUUUGGAAAAACGGGUUAGACGAGGUGAUACUCGAAGAUGGAGACAUAUUUACCAUGAACAAAAUGAUGAUGGAACGGUUCGGAAAAUCAAACCUCAACUUUCAUCAGAUACUGAACCAGCAACUCAUACGAUUGAUGAAGAAUCUGGUGAACAACUUAUUAAAGAUCCUUCUUAUCGUCCGAUCGACAUUUUACAAAUGCUCAAAUCCGAUUCUUAUCAUUCGAAGCUCAAAAGCCUUCAAGACAAAAUGCAUUCUGCUGAUUCACGUCGUCGAGCGACUGCUAAGCAUCCAUCUCAUCCUACUUCUGAUCCUACUUGUGAUUCAGAUUAUCCUAAAAUCUUUCACAUCUUUUGGGCUGGUCCUUUUACCGAUAAACCUUAUUUGGCACUCUCCUCAUUCCUUUACACUCAAAACCUUGGUUUACAUCUUCCAUUAGCGCCCAAGAAAAGAAAUGCUAAAUUAUCACCAGCAGAAGAGGAAGCUUAUCUUCGUCGAUCUGAGUUUUUGGCGACUACUUGUAGACCUCAGAUGUGGGUUUGGAUCAAUCCAGGUCCAGCUGCAUCAAUUCCGAAUCCGAACGCAAGACGAGAAAUGUUUGAUAACUUGAAACAAAACCCAUGGAGUGCACCAUUUCUUCAUGAUCGGUUCCGUGAAGUGAUCAAGUUUAAGAUGUGGAAUACUACCGAACAACUUGACGGUGUCCCAGAAGUCAGAGAUCACUGGCGAGAACUUCCUUUGUUCAAUAGUGGAGGUGUUAAAUAUGGAUCUGCACCAGUCACGCCUACGCCAAGUGAAAAGCUUCGAUCAGGUCAUGACGAUAAGGCACAUGGUCCUAGUGGAAAGGAGACGGUUAAGAUUGGGAUAGUCGUACCAGAAGAAAAGGCUAAACUGGUGGAUAAAGACGGAGAUGGACAUGGUGAAGCGCCAGAUGUGGUUGAAGAAGAAUUAGGUAGAUUUGGAAAUCAUACUCGAGGUGAAGCAGCUGUAGCAGAAGACAUGACAGUUACUGAACCUGCACCAGUGGUUGAAGGGGAAGAGAAGCCUGUUGCUGACUCACCCACAGCUCCUGUGGCACCAGCACCUAAGAAAUCCGAAGACGAACUCUUUGAACGAGUUGGUUCAACAUCCUCCAAAGGUUAUGAUCGUCUCUCAGUAGUACUAUCAGAUAUGGCUCGAUUUGUAUUGUGUCAUCGAUUUGGUGGAAUCUACCUUGAUGCAGAUACGAUCUUGUUACGUGAUUGGGAAGAGCUUUGGGGUUGGAGAGGUCAAUUUGCCUAUCGAUGGAGUCGACAUGAGAAGUAUAACACUGCUGUACUUCGAUUACAUCGACAUUCUGCUAUUGGUAGUUUCUUAUUCAAGACUGCACUUGCCAAUGGAUUAGAUUUUCAUCCGAUGACUAUCUCUAGAUAUACAAAAGACGCUUCUCUUGAUGGACUCUUGUUACGUGUACCCGAUGCGCUUUUUGAUUCAGCAUGGUUAAAUACAGAAUACUAUCAAAGAGAUCGUCCUGCGUUUCCUUACUUUAAACGGUUUGAAGAUUUCUUUGAUCCGCCUAAAGAGACGGAUGCUGGACCAGCUGCGAUUGGGUUUGAUGGGUUCUUUAGAGGAGCGUUUAGUUAUCAUUUUCAUAAUUUCUGGUGGAUUCCAUUUGACACCUCACGUAAUUGGCCAGACUUAGGUCCACGAUUUGCCAAAGGAGAAAAAGAAGCGAGAGUGAAAUUAUUAGCAGCUAAGAUGUCAACGGUGAAAUAUCAACAACAAGAACAUCAAAGAAAACAACAAAGUGAAUCGAAUUCAAAUCAAGAGAAUAGUAAUAGUUGGAGUAAUAACUUAGGAUCAGAUGCACGUAGACCGAUGAAUUAUAAAACACGUGAAGAGAUUGAAGAAGAAUUGAUGAAAAGCUUGAAAUUAGAUGAAGAUGAUGCGGCAGAUGAUGAAAGGGAUUUGGGUUGGGCAACCGUUUUGAAAAGGACAUUUGAAGCUUAUUUAAGAUGUGAACGUCCGAAUAUGUAUGGUGAAUGGAUAGAUUGGGCUGAUCAACAUACAUAG